Messenger RNA from Corythoichthys intestinalis (scribbled pipefish), 3089 nucleotides. It is a transcript of the gene mgat5, whose product is annotated as alpha-1,6-mannosylglycoprotein 6-beta-N-acetylglucosaminyltransferase. Bases 342 to 2567 code for a protein of 741 amino acids. The transcript has 17 exons. Gene Ontology annotation, cellular component: Golgi apparatus. The record is from RefSeq and is a predicted model, not a curated record. Gene Ontology annotation, molecular function: alpha-1,6-mannosylglycoprotein 6-beta-N-acetylglucosaminyltransferase activity. Lineage: Eukaryota; Metazoa; Chordata; Actinopteri; Syngnathiformes; Syngnathidae. Gene Ontology annotation, biological process: protein N-linked glycosylation.
UUUGCUAGUGGGCAGAGCAAGUCGAGAGGCUCGUGCGCUGUAUCUGGAAUUACAACCCAGGCAGCCAGUUCACGCAGUUUUUCUCCUUUCUUCAUGGAUAUUUAGUCCAUUUCCGAUUGAGCCGCCGUGUAACUGCCUCCCAGCGCAAAGUGACAUAAAUGAGAAUGAAGGAGGUUGGCACCUGAGAAGCUGCUUUGUCAUCAACAUGGGCCAAAGAAAGAAAUUGGAUAACUGAGGACCUGUGCCGAGAUAACAUCCCAGCCCCACAACAACCAAUCAUGCCAUCAACACCUGGACCUUUGCAGCUUUUCAAUAGUUAAAUCAGGGACCACUCACUGAGCAUGGCUUCGCCUUUCUUAUGGAAGCUGUCAUCCCAAAAGCUAGGUUUAUUCCUGGUCAGCUUUGGGUUUAUCUGGGGCAUGAUGCUGCUACACUUCACCAUCCAGCAGCGAGCCGGCCACGAAAACAGCGCUAUGCUCCGGCAACAGAUCCUGGACCUGAGCAAGCGCUACAUCAAGGCGUUAGCCGAGGAGAACCAAAGUGUUAUGGAUGGGCCUUAUGUGGGCACCAUGACUGCUUAUGACUUAAAGAAGACCCUCGCAGUGCUGCUUGAUAACAUCAUGCUGAGGCUGGCUAAGCUUGAGUCCAAGGUCGAGAACAUCUACAAUGGCACCGGAGGUAGUCUGACUAAUGGCUCCAGCACCUCCACGCCAAGCUCCACCAAUCCAGAAAAAGUUAAUGUGGCAGAUCUUCUAAAUGGAGCCCAGGAGAAGUGCGAGCUGCCGCCUUUGGAUGGAUUUCCUCACUGCGAGGGCAAGCUCAAGUGGAUGAAAGAGAUGUGGCGCUCUGACACUUGCUAUACGAAUUAUGGUGUGGAUGGAUCCACCUGUUCCUUCUUCAUUUACCUCAGUGAGGUGGAGAACUGGUGUCCCCAUCUGCCUUGGAGGACAAAACGCUUGAAUGAAGGCAUGGACCGGAGGGGGCAGGCAGAAAUCCGGACCAGUUUUGAGGACCUUUACCGUGUGAUGUCUCAGCGGGAGGAGUUCCGCUGGAUGAUGCUGAGGAUCAAACGUAUGGCAGAACCAUGGGUCCGUGCUAUUCGUUCAUUGGCUGCCAAGCAGAACCUGACCAAACGGAGGAAAAAAACGGUUCUGGUGCACUUGGGUCUCCUGACCAAGGAGUCAGGCUUCAAAAUAGCCGAAAAUGCCUUCAGUGGCGGUCCACUGGGUGAGUUAGUCCAAUGGAGUGAUCUUAUCACCACGUUGUACCUGCUUGGUCACGAUGUCCGCAUUUCUGCGUCCCUGGCUGAGCUCAAAGAGAUCAUGCGACGGGUGAUGGGAAAUAAGUCAAGUUGCCCCACUCAAGGUGACAAGGUUGUUGAGCUCAUAUACAUCGACAUUGUGGGCCUCACCCAAUUUAAGAAGACACUUGGACCUUCGUGGGUCCACUAUCAGUGCAUGUUGAGGGUGUUGGAUUCCUUUGGAACGGAACCAGAGUUCAACCACGCUCAUUACGCGCAGUCCAAAGGGCACAAGACACCCUGGGGGAAGUGGAACCUCAAUCCUCAGCAGUUUAACACCAUGUUUCCUCACACUCCAGACAACAGCUUCCUCGGAUUUGUGGUGGAACAGCACCUUAACGCCAGUGAUAUCAAACACAUUGAUGACAUCAAGAGACAAAAUCAGUCUCUAGUCUACGGCAAGGUCGACAACUUCUGGAAGGACAAGAAAAAAUACCUCGACAUCAUUCACAGCUACAUGGAAAUUCACGGCACUGUGCACGGCACCAGCACGGUGCACCUUCCAAGCUACGUGAGGAACCACGGCAUCUUGAGCGGACGAGACUUACAGUUCCUUCUCCGAGAAACCAAGUUGUUUGUGGGUUUGUCCUUUCCCUAUGAGGGGCCUGCACCCCUGGAGGCCAUCGCCAACGGAUGUGCGUUCCUCAACCCUAAAUUCAAACCACCAAAGAGCAGCAAGAACACAGACUUUUUCAAGGGAAAGCCCACCCUGAGAGAGCUGACCUCUCAGCACCCCUACGCUGAGGUUUAUAUUGGUCAACCCCACGUGUGGACUGUUGAUAUUAAUAAUGCUGCUGAGGUAGAAAGGGCAAUCCGCUCCAUCCUCAGCCAGAAGAUUGAGCCUUAUUUGCCCUUUGAGUUCACCUGUGAGGGGAUGCUGCAGAGAGUCAAUGCCUUCAUUGAAAACCAGGACUUCUGUCACGGCCAGGUGAUGUGGCCUCCGCUCAGUGCGCUGCAGGUCAAAAUGGCGGAACCGGGACGCUCCUGUAAGCAGGUGUGUCAGGAACAACAGCUCAUCUGCGAGCCGUCCUUCUUUCAACACCUCAACAAGGAAAAAGACCUGGCCAGGUUCGGCGUGGACUGCCAGACGGUGGAGUCCAGCGCGGACACGGUGGUCCCGGCCUACAGCGAAAGCCGCCGCCACUGCGUCUUUCAGUCGGACCUGCUACUAUUCAGCUGCGCCGGCGCUCACCAGUCGCUUCAUCGCAUCUGCCCCUGCCGCGAUUACAUGAAGGGCCAGGUGGCAUUGUGCAAAAGCUGCCUAUAGCAGCAGUAGCGUGCCGACGCAGACUCCUCUGAGGGAAACAAUUUUGGACGACGCGGAAUUCAUCGUAUUUAUUUUUUCUCGACCUCUACAGGAACAAAGCAGGGGCGGUGUAACCUUACUUGAAUCAACAAAGGGAGUCAUCUCGGACUUUCCGAACUGUUUUGCAGCACAUAUCAGUGACCGGCGUCUCGUUUGUCUCCAGGUUCUCUUCAUUCUUCUCCUUGCCUUCCUUCUCAAUCUGUUCUUUCUCUAGGUAGGUUUACACUGGAACACCCACCACACGUACUCAACAGAUGGCUAGUUUUACACUGUACUAAAGUAAUGAAAGUGAACUAUUGUAUAGAGAUCUAGAUUUUUAUUCUGGAGGUAUUGUGAAAUGCUGGGGUGUUGAUAUUUAGCCAUGGGUGGGUUUUUUUCCCUUUCUUCACCAAAUGCACACCUAUAGUGUAUCACAAAAUUGAGUACACCCCUCGCAUUUCAGCAGAUAUUUAAGUAUAUGGUUUCAUGGGACAGCACUGACAA